CGUUCCAUAUAAAUAUUCCAGCAUAAUGACUCUAGCAAAUUCAAGAAAAUGUCAAGUAUUCUUACGUACAUUUGGUUGAUAAGUAUAUUUAUUGUUAUAGAUAGAGUGAUAAUAAGUAGUGCGAAUUAUGAAAAUGAAUUGAGAACAUUUGAGUUUGGUGAAUUGUGUGAUGAAACAAUAACAGAGCCACAAUUUAUAAUUGAAUCUUUUAAAUACCCAAAGGCAUAUCCUCCGAAUUUGGAUUGUCAGUUGAUCUUCAAAGGAAAUAAUUGUUCAGCACACUACAAAUUUCAGUUCAUUGAUUUCAACAUCGAACAAUCAAGUGGUUGUGUGAAAGAUAGAUUGGAGGUUGGCCUCUUAGAUGCUUUAUGUGGAAGAAAGGAUGGCAUAAAAUCCUAUUUAUCUCAUGAUGGGAUCUUAACCUUACGAUUCAAAACAGAUAGCAACAUUUCUGAAAAUGGAUUUAAAAUAUUAGUGACAAGAAUUGAAGAAUGUACCAAAGAUGAUUUUGAUUCUCAAAGAAAAACGAUUCUCAAAGGAAAUGCUGUUGGAAAUCGUGUGAAUUCAAAUCUGAGAGAAUGUUGCCCGGGAAAUUCACAAAUAUCCAACAGAUUCAUCUUGAAGUCUCCUAAUUUCCCUGUGAGUUUGAGUUCAUUUAAUGAUUGCGUUCUUCAAAUUCACAAAUCGAGUCCAGAUGUCUGUAGAUUGAGAAUUAUUUUCCAAUUCUUCUGGUUUGGGAACUCUUUGGACUGCAGUGAAGGAUUUCUUCAGAUAGAUGGAAAAAUUAUAUGUGGAUGCAAAAAGGAUUUAAAACUUAUUUCAACUUUCGAUGAAAACGUCAAAGUUUUGAGGUUUAGAAGUGCAGGGAUAAUAAAAAACUCCUACAGCGGUUUUAGAGCUGAAGUUUUCCAAGAUAAUUGUCCUAAAAAAUUAAAGACAGACCUAAUUGCUAUUAACAAUUCCAACAUAUCCGAACAACUAGAAGAGAAGAGAGAUCCAAAAUUAUUUGGAUCAUUUACUAGCAAAAGAGACGAAGGUUCAAUAUAUCGUAAUACGAGGGAUAAUAUUGUUGGACACGAAAGAGAGCAAAGGGAUUUUUUGACAACCGAAGAAAUCGAUGGUGUUUUAAGAAACAAUGUUGAUAAUUUUCAAGAAUGCUUAAAAUGGAAUCAAGCCCAAUUUGAAAACAUUUUUCAUGAUAGCAAAAUAAAAUUAGAUCAAUGUGAAAAUGUUCAGAGGAACACCAAUGAUGAAAAGAAAUGUUUGGGAUUCUCUGAUAUUAGAGGAUUUUUAUUCAGUCCAGGAUAUCCGUUCUUUUAUCCUGGACAAUUGAGGAUGUGUUACAGGUUCAAUAGAUUACCAAAAUCAUGCGGAGUACGAGUACACUUUUUUGAUUUCAGGAUUGAUCAUAGUGAAUUUUGUUCUAAAGAUAGAUUGGAAAUAGAAGGUAGAUCUUAUUGUGGGGUAGCUUUAUGGAGUAAAUCAGUCGUUCUGGAUCUUCGGAACAAGAAUUUUGUAGAUUUCAACUUCAUAACAUCUACCCCAAAAUGUGCCUUAGGUUUCAAAGCUUAUUAUGAAUAUCUGCCAUGUGAAGAAGUAGUAACCGAAAAUCCCUUUCCACGUCCAAUAACAAAAAUAUUUCCGGUGCCUCCAUCUACAACCUUCAGACCAAACCAAAAGUGUGGGGGGGUUGUUAGAGAAGAAAUGUUCACUCUGACAGAAGAGAGAGGAAGCCGAGAAUGUGUUUUCAUAAUCGAAAAAUUUAUUGAGUAUGUUUGCCAGAUAGUGUUGAAGUUUGAAAAAUUCCCAAUAGAUUGUUCAGAGGAGGUUAUUAAAAUUAAUGGAAAAUCAUACUGUGGUAACCCAGUUGAAACAGUUAUCAUUGGUGGUGAAGAUUUUCCAGUAGAGGUAGUUUACUUAAAAUUUGGACCUGAUGGAAAUGGAUUCAAAAUAAAAGGUGUUCAAGAUGCAACGAAUUGUCGAUUGCCUCCUGCUCAAUUGACUAAAUGAAUUCCAGAGAAGCUAUUCAUUUCGGUUAAUAAGAGUUUUAUGAAUACUACUCCAUAUUUUCAAUUUUCAAAAAAAAGCAAUCAUCCUUGAAAUCAAUUGAUAGGUACAUUGAAUUAAUUCUGUUCUGCAAAAUAAUCUAUUGAUGAAAAGGGCUCAAAAUUAUUUCAUUCUAUGGAAUCAUGGAUAAUGCAGUAUUAUUCAAGAUAUUAUGUUUUAUUGAAGGUAAAUAAUAAAUAUGAGAGGUAGGAAUAGUCAACCAAUUAAAAUACCUAUUCAAUAUUCAUUUAUUUCUACUCUUUGGCUUGUUUAUGUUUUAUUCGAUUGUAAAAUAAACAUCUUCUAUUCUAAUUUAUUCUAUACUAUCUAUUCUAUACAACGUAAUUUAUAUGAUUUUCCCAGUAAGUUAUGAACAUCAACAAUCAACAACAUAAUAUCUUACGCUAUAAUAAUAUCAAUUCUACAAAAGUUAUUCUAUUCUGUAAGAUAUGUAGUACAUACUCAUUAAAAUCAUUUAAAGUUACACAUUGAUACAAUCAUUUCGUUUAUCAUUUUUAAAUAAGAGAAAUUGAACUCAGAUGUGUAAACCAACUUCAAUCAAAAUAUUUCAUAAAUUUUUGAAAUUUGAUAUGUUAAAAAUGGAGAUACAAAAAUUCCCUCAUGUUUUCUUAGAAUAUCUUAUGUUGGAAAUUCUCAAUGUUAUACAUUGAUAUGAUAAUUUCGUUGAUGAUUUGUAGGGGAGAGGAAUAAAUUAGUGCUUCACAAACUCAGUGUAAACUCU
This is a messenger RNA of Harmonia axyridis, 2788 nucleotides long. RefSeq names its product cubilin. The record is from RefSeq and is a predicted model, not a curated record. NCBI's taxonomy places the organism in Eukaryota, Metazoa, Arthropoda, Insecta, Coleoptera, Coccinellidae. The coding region runs from base 49 to 2010 and encodes 653 amino acids. The transcript has 6 exons.